Cotesia glomerata is the source of this 2648-nucleotide messenger RNA. RefSeq names its product autophagy-related protein 101 (gene Atg101). The transcript is spliced from 3 exons. Bases 654 to 1310 code for a protein of 218 amino acids. The record is from RefSeq and is a predicted model, not a curated record. Gene Ontology annotation, biological process: autophagy; autophagosome assembly. Gene Ontology annotation, cellular component: phagophore assembly site. Lineage: Eukaryota; Metazoa; Arthropoda; Insecta; Hymenoptera; Braconidae.
UUAAAAACCAGUGUGUUCUAUUGUUAUAACAAUAAUACUCAAGAUGAUGAAAUUUUGUAGUAAUAAUUUAAGUAAUCCAUUAAAAAUAACUGUUAAUUAAUCCACAAAAGUAUAUAACACCGUAAGCCAACGAAUAAUAAUAACCACAACAGUUCUAGAAAUAAUAAUAAUUACACCAAUAAUAAAAAUAAUCAUAAUAAUAACAACAACAAUAACAAAAGCUUCAACGUGAAUGUGUGAUCAGUAAAAUAAUAAAAUAAAAGAGACAAAUCGAUGGGGAAAGCUAUCAGAAGCAGGUCAGCGAUGAUAUUCAAUAUUAAAGUAACGAGUAACUGACCUAACUUUUCUUCAAAACAAUAAAAGGAUCCAGAGGAACAACGCAUGAUAUAUUAUUUUAUGAAGCGUUAAGGUUAAUGUUCUACGUGUGGCCAAAGGGACACUAAGACAGACAUACUAAAAUUAGUUUACAUAAAACUAAAUGAUAAUAGUUCAUUGGUUUGAAUACUCUAAAAUGAAAUAAAUAAGAUAAAAUGACAUAAAACAUAAGACAUGAGAGAAUAAAUUAAUUAAUCUUGUUAAGUCUAAUCUCAGUGCUGUAAAUGCAUUUGACGACAAAAAUGAUGACGUAAACAUUGUAAGAACAAGGGUGCAGUAUGAACGCAAGAACUCAGUUGUUUGAACUAAGCAUGGAGGGUCGUCAAGUUGAUGAAGCCGUUGCAAGUAUAUUUCACAGUGUGUUAUUUCAUCGUAGUCUUGGCAAAUUCAAAUAUAAACAAGAAGGAAGUUAUUCAGUAGGCACCCUUGGCUAUCAAGAUGUUGAUUGUGAUUUUAUUGAUUUUACUUAUGUUUGUUGUUCUUCUGUGCAUCUGGACCAAACAUUAAAGAGAGAAAUAUCUGGUUUCUCCGAGGCGUUGAGAUCAACAGAUAGUCCUGGUUCUGGACAAAUAUCAUUGGAAUUUUUUCAAAAGAAAAAAAAUCGUUGGCCUUUUCAACCGGAGUGUAUACCAUGGGAAGUAUGGACUGUUAGAUUAGAGCUUAUUAAAUUAGCGACCGAACACGAGAGACAAAUAUGUCGGGAAAAAGUUGGUGAUUUAUUGACAGAUAAAAUACUGUAUAUUACUGAAGUUAUGAAUCGUCAUGAUUAUUUACCGAAAAUGCCGAAUCAAGCAGAGUUAGAUCUCAUUUUUGAUACCUCAUACCCAGAUGUUCAGCCUUAUUUAUUUAAAUUAUCUUUUACAACUUCUGGUCCGCCGAGCACAACCAUGGGUAAUACUAUGAAAAAACUCAUCAAAGAAACUCUGGCUAUUUAGUUAUGUAUGAAUAUAAUUAUUUAUUAUCAUUCUUUUAAACUUAAAAACAAUUCAUUUUUAUAUUUCCAUCUCAUAUUGACUUAUAUAUCUUCUCAAAAAUUUGUGUGCAUCAAUUAAUUAUUGAUUUUAAUAAAUAAUUAAAUAUCGUUAAUAUAACAAUUUAACGAUCUAUUGAUGAAACUGAUUAGUACAAAUAAUAUACAAAUAUAUAACUUGCUUUAUUGUACUUCUUUAAAUUGCAUAAUAUUCAGCAGGAUUAUUAUAAUUUUUUUUUUUAAUUAAACAAAUCAUUAUUUAUAUUAUUGCUAUUAUUAGUUGUAAUAGUAUUUUGCAUGUCGAAUUAUUGAAUAUUGAUAGAUCAACGGGUUGUGUAUUAUAAAUAAAAAUCUAAGGAUAUUGUAAGCAAAAUAAUGAUAGAUAAAAUAUCAGUGUAAUAACUUUAUUUCGUAAAAUAUUUGUCAUAGGAAAUAUUUUGUUUAAAUCUAUAGCAAAGAUAAUUCUGGAAGUUGUAUUGUAUCCACUCAAGGAUAAAUGGAAAGUUUCAAGUAUAAAGUUAAACUUUGAGUUAGAGAAUAGAGAGAUAAAAGCCACGAGAAAUAUAUGUGUAUAAUAUAAUAGUAUCUAUAUAUGUACAUACAUACAUAUAUAUAUAUAUAUAUAUAUAUCUGAUUUUAAAUACAAAUACUAAUGUAUAAUAUUACGUUUAAUAUAUCACGAAAAUAUUUAAUAUCAUAAUUAACUAUGAAUGAAAAUAAUAUAAAUAUAAUAUCGCGUGGAUUAUUAUUAAAAGUCAUAGUUAUGUAUUAAAUAUAAUUUUUGUAGUUUAUAGUGGUUGUUUUUAUAUAUAUAUGUUUAAGCAUAUACACAUGCUUAACGAUAAUUGGAUUAUAAAUAACGUAUUUUUUUUUAUAUUCACAUAACGAAGUUAUUUUAUUAACAAGUUUGAAUUAUAAAUUAAGAUUUACUAUUAUUUAUAGUAAUAAAUUAUGCUAACUAUUUUUGGCAUCAUUGAUCAUGUAAAUAGCAAAACGUCUUAUGGUUAUAAAAUUAAACCGGCUUGUAUAUUAAAAACGAUUAAUUAUAAUUAUAAUUAUAAUAUAUUAGUAGAAAAUUGUUAAUAAAAUAAAAAAAAAAUAAUAAUUCUAAAUAUUAUUAUUAUGAAAUUGAGUGCCCUUUUAAUGCUGAUCAAAAUUGAAUUUUUCAUUGUUUAGCGUGUGGAAGAAUGUAUGAUUUGUAAGUGAAUAAUACAUAUUAAUGAUGAAGUGAUUCGAACUUGUGACAUGGUUCAACGUCCUAGAAUUUACAAUCAAUUAAAUAAUAAAUAUAUUGAUUGAAAAU